AUGGACACACUGACCGAAGUGAAGACUGCCCUGCCCGGGGCUGCUGCCUUGCAGCACUCUGGUGGGAAGGUCGGAAUGCAGCCCAGGGACAUCAGAACCUUCACAAACGUCUCCAAGGGCAGCUGUGAUCACGAGCACUGGCGCAAGUUUGUCCAGCGCGAAGCUGAGAUAACCGGUCAGGUGGUCGUCGCUGGAGUUUAUAACUUCCAUCUCCUGCUACCCGCCCUGUAUGACACUGGCCUUCAGCGAGCAUCUCAGUUGGUUCUGGUAAUGAACGACUUCCAAAGAUUCCGCUUCACUGUCAGCCUGCACGGCCACUCCAAGCUUUGCUGCCCUGCUGACAUCAAGGAGAAGAAGUGUGGGGCCCGGUGCUCCUACCCAGAGGUGCGCCGCUCUGCCAUCCUGAGUGCCUCUGAGCAGCGGGACUUUGAGCAGAAGCUUGCCCUGUCUGCAGUGAGACUCUACUGUGACUUUAAGGAGUGCCCGGGCUGCAGAAGCCUCGUGGAGAGGAAGGACCUGACCUCGUUGCGGGUGUUGUGCACAAUCUGCACCUCCACGCGGGGGAAGGAUUACGAGUUCUGCUGGCAGUGCCUGAAGGCCUGGAAAGGGCCUGGGACAUCCUCAGUCCGCUGUGGCAACGAGGGCUGCAGGGACCAGAUCCUGCACAUCCUGGCCACCUGUGCCACCAAGGACCUCCCUGACAGUGAGGUCCGAGGCUGCCCUUCCAUCCGGGCCUGCCCCACGUGUGGGCUGCUCAUCGAGCACAAAGAGAGGUGCAAGUAUGUCAUGUGCCCCCAGUGCCAUGUGGAGUUCUGCUUCGCCUGCCUGGAGACCGCGCAGGCCUGCCAGGCCACCAGGCCAAACAGCUGGUUUAGGAAGUGCACCAAGUCCCUGGCCCCGCGGCAAAGCCACGUUCCCGUGUGGAGCCAGCUGCAACAGAGAAGUCCACGUGAAAGCCACGUGGACCAUGGCAAUAACCAGCAACAGCAUAAUCGUCCUCCAGUAGACAGUGAUGGGAGGUGUGUGAUUCUGUGAGUGGUGCUGGGCCAGGCAGCUCCCUGUCUCCCAGCUCCAUCCUUCCUGCCUGGGCCUGAAAUGUCUUUCCUCUGCCGUGUGUCCCCAGCCCUUUCAGAAACAGAGCUGUUGGGAGGCACCCGUUAA
Messenger RNA from Galeopterus variegatus (Sunda flying lemur), 1161 nucleotides. RefSeq lists its product as uncharacterized. The record is from RefSeq and is a predicted model, not a curated record. Gene Ontology annotation, molecular function: zinc ion binding. Lineage: Eukaryota; Metazoa; Chordata; Mammalia; Dermoptera; Cynocephalidae. The transcript has 5 exons. Bases 1 to 1035 code for a protein of 344 amino acids.